AGCUGAAGUUGGACACUCAACCGACUGAGCCCCCCAGGCACCCCUAGAAAUUUUUUAAUUGAGUCAAAAAACAUACGUGUAUUGCUUAAGACUCUUCAUGCCAUAUAGAUGGAAAAAUGAGAUCCUUUGCCAGAAGUAGAAAAUUGACCACAAAAAUAAAUACAGGAAGACAGUGUUAAAUUCUGUUUGGAUAUCUUCUCCUGCAAAGACUCUAAGCCCAGGCCUCCUCCUGCUCUGCUCUUUUAAAAUUUUCAUUUAUUUAUUUAUGUAUGUAUUUUGAGAGAGAGGAAGAGAAUCCCAAGCCGGCUCUGCACUUUCGGUGCAGAGGCCCAGUGCAGGCCUUGGAACUCCCAAACUGUGAGAUCAUGACCUGAGCCAAAAUCAAGAGUCCAAUGCUCAAUUGACUGAGCCCCCCAGGCACCCCUCUACUAAAGAGGAACAUCAGCCUUUGUAGUGAAGAAGACUUAAAGCACCAAAUAGUCUUUCUCCCUGUAGCAUCUGAAAGGGGAAAGAAAUUGUCUUGUACUGCAGACAGUGAGCGGAAACCUCACCCACCACACUGGGACCUCGGGCUCGGUGACCAGCAGGUCCUGGCUUCUGUCGUCUGCCUGGUGGACUCAGCUGCUCCCCGAGAGCCAUUGACGUCCCCCCUCUAAGCUUCAUUUUCUUCCCGGGUGAGGGGAGAAUCCUGAAGGUUAAUACUGUGGUAUUGUCGGUACUCACCCCUGCCCCCAACACACAUACCCCCUGCCAGGCACUUAGUAAACACCGUCACUUCAGCACCUGCUUGCUGAGUACCUGUCAUGUGCUAGGACACGCAGUGGUGAGUGAAACGGAAACGCUGAGUGCAAACGUUGUGUUUUGGUACAAACAACGGGGUGGUGGGGUGGAGGGCCUGGGGAACGGUCCCGGGUGAUCAAGAAAAGCCAGUCCUUUGAGGGGACGUGUGGGCAGCACGGUUUCUCCCCCACGGUUGUGGUGCCGCGUGUUGGGUACAUAGAGAUGGCUUCAGUCCAGGCUUCGCCCCCCACGGAUUCUUCCCCAGCCCCAAGCCCACGUGCGCCCAAUCUGCUUCCCCCUCACGGAAGUUCGGACUCGAGGCCAAAGGUGACAAGGCCUGGGGACAGAAAUGGCCACCCAGGAGAAUGGUCUUGGCAUGUGGAUCUAUUUGAAGUGCAGUUUUUGAGGUUGACACUUGAGUUCCAAUCCCCCACCACCUUCUCCUGACCGGCAACUGACUCAACUUCAUGCAUGUGUCCAUGAUGGCUGGGUUGCCAGUGUUCCUCGGAGUCCUCAUUUUGCUGUCUGCCUUCCCCGGGCCGAGCGUCGGGGGCCACGCGAUGCCCAAGCUGGCCGACCGCAAGCUGUGUGCUGAUGAGGAAUGCAGCUACCCCAUCUCCAUGGCUGUGGCCCUGCAAGACUACGUGGCCCCCGACUGCCGUUUCCUGACCAUACACAGGGGCCAAGUCGUGUACGUCUUCUCCAAGCUGAAGGGCCGAGGGCGGCUCUUCUGGGGAGGCAGUGUUCAGGGAGAUUACUAUGGAGAUCUGGCGGCUCGCCUGGGCUAUUUCCCCAGUAGUGUUGUCCGUGAGGACCAGACCCUGAAACCUGGCAAAAUCGAUGUGAAGACAGAUGUGAGUCUCUUGGGGGCUGGCAGGAGUCUGGAGGGAGGACUCUUGGGCUGUGAUGAUGGGCAGUGAUGCUUCUACCCUUGGCUCCCGGGCUGCCUCGCUAUGUGCUUCAGUUUUCUGAUCUGUAAAAUGCGGAGUGAUUUCUAAGUCCAUGUCAGGUUGAGCGGUGCGAAGGUUAGAGGGCUCCGGGCUAAUUUGCAGAGCAUGUUUGGCCAAACCUGGCCCCUGCUGCUACAGCUUUUGCUAAAACCGCUAGAUCCUUUGUGGUGUGACCGCUGGUUUUCUCCCCACUGUUUUCCCUUUCUCUU
Molecule: messenger RNA, 1939 nt
Organism: Suricata suricatta (meerkat)
Lineage: Eukaryota; Metazoa; Chordata; Mammalia; Carnivora; Herpestidae
Gene: MIA
Product: MIA SH3 domain containing
Exons: 4
Coding region: 1248-1700 (150 amino acids)
Biological process (GO): extracellular matrix organization
Molecular function (GO): protein binding
Source: RefSeq, a predicted model, not a curated record